Hippocampus zosterae (dwarf seahorse) is the source of this 1263-nucleotide messenger RNA. Its product is annotated as alpha-2-HS-glycoprotein-like. NCBI's taxonomy places the organism in Eukaryota, Metazoa, Chordata, Actinopteri, Syngnathiformes, Syngnathidae. The transcript has 7 exons. Gene Ontology annotation, cellular component: extracellular matrix; blood microparticle; extracellular region. The record is from RefSeq and is a predicted model, not a curated record. The coding region runs from base 132 to 1046 and encodes 304 amino acids. Gene Ontology annotation, biological process: negative regulation of endopeptidase activity. Gene Ontology annotation, molecular function: cysteine-type endopeptidase inhibitor activity.
AAAGUCUAUGUUUGUUCGCGCCCCGGUUGGCCCUUCCCCUUGGCCGUCCGCCGCCGCCUCCUCCUCGUCGGCGGCCAUAAAAGCGCGGCGGUGACUGGCCUGAAUUGUGCCCGCUCCCGGUGGUCGUCUUCAUGGUCAUGGUGGCUCAACUCUUGGCCGUUCUGCUGUGCUGCCUCCUCGGGGCGCCGUCUUCGGCGGCGGUCACGUGCGACUCGGACGACGCGACGGCGGCGGCCAACUUUGCCGUCCAUCACAUCAAUGGCGUCCACAAGCACGGCUUCAAAUUCAAGCUGCACGAGGUCCAGAGCAGCGCUUAUGAACUGGGAGAGGGAGCUUGCAACAUUGACAUCAACAUGAAGCUGAUCCAGAGCAAUUGUCACAUCACCAACCCCAAACACGAAGACCAAUGUGAAGUCAUGAUGGCGUCCGAGCGGCGCGCGGUCGCCACCUGCAACGCCAAGCUGUCCGUGAUGGGAGUCGAGGCCAGAGUCGUCUCUCACAAUUGCAUCACCAAACCAGAACUCACCAAUGCGGAGAUGGCGCGGACCUGUCCCGACUGCCCCGUCUUGUUGCCUCUCAAUGACAUGACGAGCGUCCAGGUGGUCCGGGAGGCCGUGAAGAAGUUCAACCGGGAGAGCAACCACCAGAAUUACUUUGCCCUGAUGGAAAUCUCUCGACUGACGAGCGGGUACAUUCCCAGCAGCGGCAUGGUCACCUGGCCCAAAUUUGUUCUGGUGGAGACCACCUGCCCAAAACAUUCCAGGAUCGUGCCUGAGGCCUGCAGCCCUCGCUGCCCGGACCGAGCUCAUCACGCCUUUUGCGAAACCUCCUACUCGCAAGGCACCGCAGAAGUGGGCCAACUCCAGUGCGAGUUGUAUCUGCCAAAGAAUACCGAGCCGCUCCCGAUCGGCGCGCAGGAGCCCACGUGCACGUCGUUCCACGACAGUCCGGAAGAUGCCGCCUGCGCAGAGCAGCUGACCACCCACGAGCCCGCCAUCCACCAGAUUUGUCCUUUCCCGCUCGCCGUGCCGCUUCAGCAAGCCUAAAGGCUCGACGACGUCAGCGUCGGCGCUCUGCAACUCCACCGGAAUCAAACAUUAAAAAAAAAAAAUUUUAAAGGAAUAUGAAAACUUUUGUUUGGGCUAUCUUUACCCGCGCUCAUGCACAAUGCAAGAAUCACAGCCGCCGUUUAGCUUCACCUUCCUUAAUUUUGGAGUUGACUUUGACGCCAAUAUUAAUGCCGUCUUUUCAAAUGUGAUCGCC